Boleophthalmus pectinirostris (great blue-spotted mudskipper) is the source of this 1288-nucleotide messenger RNA. It is a transcript of the gene angptl5, whose product is annotated as angiopoietin-like 5. NCBI's taxonomy places the organism in Eukaryota, Metazoa, Chordata, Actinopteri, Gobiiformes, Gobiidae. Bases 118 to 1257 code for a protein of 379 amino acids. The record is from RefSeq and is a predicted model, not a curated record. The transcript is spliced from 8 exons.
AAAACAGCUGAGUGAGAACAGGCAAAGAGUCUGCAAAUUAAAGUCAAGACGUACGUUUGUGUAAGAAGACUUGUAAUGGGAUUUUAACGUAGGAUCUUUUGUUAAAGUAAACUAAUAAUGUGGAUUAAUUCUCACGUCCUGCUGCUUUUGGUGCUUCUGCUUCUGUCUGUUGGUUCAGAAAAAAGUAGCUACUUCAACCAUUCAGAAACACUGAAUGAUGAAGCUCCUGUCAAACCUUCCAAAUCUACUGUUGGGACCAAAGGCUGGGACACAUGCUCCAUUCCAUGUGACAUCACUGUUAAACUAUUACGAGAUGAAAAACACUCAAUAUGUGGGCAGCUGCAACAGUCACUUCUGUCUUUUGGACGAAGCACAAGGAAACUAAUGAGAGAUGUGAUGGAGGAGCAGCAGCGAGCUCUGGACAUCCUCAGCACUCAGGUGACAGAGCUCAUGAUCAAAGUGCAGAUGCUUAGCUUGGAGGUACAGAGGAGCAACACAGAGAUGUAUGCCAUCAAACCAGUGCAGUCACACGGGCGUGACUGUAGCGACAUAAAGGAUAACCUAAUGACAGUGGUCCCAAAAAUCCCAAGUGGAAUUUACAUUAUCAGUCCAGAAAACACUGAGUCCUCCUUUGAGGUUUUCUGUGAGAUGGAUUACAUGGGUGGUGGUUGGACAGUGAUGCAGAGACGAACAGAUGGACUAACUGAUUUUAAGCGAUCAUGGGCAGAUUACACUGAUGGUUUUGGAAACCUUGCAGGAGAGCAUUGGUUGGGUCUAAAGAAAGUGUUUCAUAUUGUGAGCCAAAAGGACACUCGUUUCCAGCUCCAUGUCGCUCUCGUCUCUAAAGAUGAUGUCACAUCAUACGCCUCAUACGAUGACUUUCAUUUAGACAAUGAAACGCUGUUCUAUGGGAUACAUCUGGGACGCUAUGCAGGCAGUGCAGGAGAUGCAUUUCGUGGCUAUGAUCAAGACCAGAAUCAGGACACAGCCCCCUUCAGUGCCUCAGAUGUAGACAAUGAUGGCUGUAACCCAUCCUGUUCCCUCAAUAACCGCACAGUGGAGAGCUGCAGUGUACUGCACAACCAGACAGGAUGGUGGUUUAACCAGUGCGGCCUUGCCAAUCUGAACGGCUCCCCAGAGGAAACAGAGUCCAGUCAGAGGACCAGCAUCCUGUGGGACACAUGGAGACAAAACGGGGUCCCUUAUCACAUUAAAGCAGUCACUAUGAAGAUUCGGAGGAUCCCAACCAAUAAUUGACCCAGUGUCAUACAGGGUCACAUUCUGUAUA